GGGUGAUAUAAAAAUUAACAUGCCUAAAUUUGUGUGUUGCAUACGUACGUACGUGUCUGCGCACUCCGAUCUUUGCCAAUCCCCAACUGUCUCAACCCCAACAUGCCAGCCUUCCGCUCGCUUCUCCUGGUGCUCAGCAUGGCGCUGCUCUGUGCGGCCAGCAACGUUGUUGACCUCACAUCGGACUCCUUUGAACACUUGACGCAAGCGUCCACUGGUGCCACGACGGGCGACUGGCUCGUGGAGUUCUACGCUCCUUGGUGUGGUCAUUGCAAGAGCCUCGCCCCUGUCUUCGAGCAAGUUGCCGACGAAUUGAAGGGGACCGUGAAUGUGGCCAAGGUGGACGUGACGGCGAACGCACCGCUCGGCCAGCGCUUUGCCAUCAAGGGAUUCCCCACCAUUCUGUUCUUCCACGAGGGGUCUAUGUACGAGUACGAAUCCGCACGAACGAAGGAGGCGUUGGUAGCGUUUGCCGAGGGCGGGUUUGCCUCUGCGGCAAAUACGCCCGUGCCUGGCGUGCCAAGUGUCGUCGAUACCAUCACGAAGGAACUGGACGUGGUUCGCCGCGACGUCGUGCAACUGCUCGGAACGAAGAAGAACGCGAUUGUAGCCAUCUUUGCCUCAGGCCUGACCAUUGGUCUGCUCCUCGGAUGUUUCUGCAACUGCUUCACUUCUCGUCCUAUCGCCACUAAGCAGAAACGCAACUAAGCCCCCCACCUGUGGCCCUGAACUUUUGCAUGUGUCUUAACCAUUUAUUAAGGCGGUCAUACAUUGUUAAUUCGCUUUGGGGGGCGCGGCGGCGGCGUUGUGCUUGCCAGUCUGCCAGGACGGACAACGGUCGGCUACGGCGACAUUGGCCAGGGCCGAGUCAAUAUGCUGGCCGCAUCCGGCCCACGUUGGCUUGUGGCACACGGAGCAGUCGAUCUUUCGGCACAUGGGAACGUCGAAGGUGUGCGCGGCUUGGAAAGGUGUGGAUGGAUGGCAAAUCGAAAAUCGAAUAUAAAGCAUGAAGCGAAUUUUGUCCGGUUAAGUCUGGAUAAAUAAUGGAUCUCAGCUGUAAAAGGAAUAUUAUCAUUCCGAUGA
Molecule: messenger RNA, 1083 nt
Organism: Aphanomyces astaci
Lineage: Eukaryota; Oomycota; Saprolegniomycetes; Saprolegniales; Verrucalvaceae
Product: protein disulfide-isomerase domain
Exons: 2
Coding region: 103-708 (201 amino acids)
Biological process (GO): response to endoplasmic reticulum stress
Cellular component (GO): endoplasmic reticulum lumen
Molecular function (GO): protein disulfide isomerase activity; protein-disulfide reductase activity
Source: RefSeq, a predicted model, not a curated record